Pseudozyma hubeiensis SY62 is the source of this 609-nucleotide messenger RNA. RefSeq names its product mitochondrion protein. The record is from RefSeq and is a predicted model, not a curated record. The transcript is spliced from 2 exons. The coding region runs from base 1 to 609 and encodes 202 amino acids. Lineage: Eukaryota; Fungi; Basidiomycota; Ustilaginomycetes; Ustilaginales; Ustilaginaceae.
AUGGAUUCAUCCACGACUGUCAAGGUUCUGCUCGCCGCGGCUGCCUUCCACGAGCUGGAGCAGGAUGCUUGGGCAAAGGUUGAAGAAUCCGGAUACGAACACCACGAGUAUCCCCGUCACAAAGUGAUCGAGGGAAAUAAGCUCGUCGAGAACCCUACCCCGUUUGACAUGAUGGCUUCGGUGAUUGUCGUGUUCGUCAUGACCCCAUCGCAACUCAAAAAGUACGACGACCUCUUCUUUGCCGAACAUCUCUCAGAGCUCGACUUCCGAAUUGACGUCCACAAAGCCACCAUCCAUGCGGAACGCGACAACGACAAGAGCGAGCGUAUCGUUCAGUACGACCUCGAUAUGGAGGCAAGCGACGUGGACAAGUUCCUGGAACAAUCGCACGAGAUCACCUCGCACCGAUACUUUGACAGCAUCUGGAAGCAAGGUGAUGCCAGGCGGGAGCAGGAUGAGGAAGGUGCAGAUUGUCAUACCGAGCCGUUGCAGACUCACGGCUGCGCAUGUUUGAAGCACAUGCGAGCUUGGAGUCAGAAGCUCAACCUGCUUUGGUGCCCCACUUGCAAGCCUGACCCCGACCAAGCCAGGAUGGAAGAGGACGAUUAA